GUCCCACUCUAUACACUGGCAAGCCAUCUCAUAGGCCGACGUCAUGGGGCCGUGCGCUUGUUCGAUGGCCGCGAAGUGCUGCGCAUUGACGUGCUCGAUCUCCUCAGCCGUGCACGGGCGGAAGGUACCCACUCGCAUGCCCUUUGGGAAGCGGGUCGUCUCUCCGUGAGGACACGCAGGGCGACCGUGCCGUCUGCUUGGACGCGGGCGAUCCCUGCCUUGGGCAGCAGGAAGAGUGGGUGCCGACGCAUCUCGUCAGGAUAAAAGUAGCCAAGCGUCCCUGGACGGAGGCACUCUGCCUGCCGGCCGCCCUUCCCCUUGGUCGGCUUGGUGAGAGAGAAGGGGAUGUCCAGCCACCCUGGCCCGUCCACCACUAGGGCCUCCUUGAAGCGCACCGGGUAGCUGUCGAGUGUGGCUCCAUCCCAUGGUGCCGGCUGAGGUGUCUCCCCUGUCGCCAUGUGUGCGUGGGGUGGUGGGUCGAUCCGCAGGGGCGGCACGCCUGUCGGCCGGGCGGAAGGGAUGCUCCUCUGCCCGCCCGACUCAUCAUCUACACCAUCACAACUCCUCACUCCAUCAUGGGGCGCCUUCGCCCCGCCCUCGCAGGCCUCGCGGAAGAGGCCUGCCAUGCCAUCCACCACACUAGUCGCCCUGUCGCCCAUGCUGUCGGGCCAGAUGUCGGCUGCAGUCACCAAUGUCAAGGUAUCCGUCUGUCGAUCGCUCGAGGUGGUGGGGUAGUCGUCCAGCAGCGCGUCGAUGUCGUCUGUGUGUGCGUGGGGCCGCAGACAUUCUCGGUAUUCUGGAUGCGUUGCCGAGCCAUAGACGACUUCUUCGCGUGCCCAAGCAGGUCCAUGCCGAAGAUGACCGGGUGGUGCAGGUCUCGCACGACUCGGAAAGGCCAGCGUGACGUCUUGCGGCCCACAGACACGUCCGUCCAGAAACACCAACCCGACCACCUCGAGCGCUUUGUUGGUCUGUCCCUCCGGCCGUAUCAGCUGCCGAAGCGGUUGGAACCUCUCGAUGAGCUCGGCGCGCUUGGACGGAUGACGCAGGACGAUGUCGCGUAGGAAUGGCAUGCUGACGCAUGUGAUGCCUGCGCCCGUGCCGUCCAGGACGGCCAGCCCAGCUCCCCACUUGUUGCUCGAUGUGGCUGCCUCCAUUGCCUCGACAGCAGAACGAUGGGCGAUGGAUGCGGCCAUCUCGCGCAUGGCGUCCGUCAGCAUGUCGAUGUUGUCGGAUAGCCGCGGAUCGUCUCGCACUCCAAGAUGCUCUAGUCGAUGCCUCCGACCCGCUGUCGAGCCUGGCCGCCGUGGUGAUGCGGGCGGCUCGAUCGUCGUACAACUCGAGGAAGCGCCUCCUCGCUUAUCCAUCGCCCCUCCCAGCUAUAGGAUAAAUUCCUCCUCACACUAAGGGGGCGGUGUGUCAGUCGGCGAUGGGAUGAGGUCGAGGGAUCCUGCUUCUCCUUGGUUGUCUCGUCGAAGACGGUCCCCCAUCGCGCUUGGAAAAGAGGAGAGGGCCUAGGCGGUGCAAACUGGCAAGAGAAAACAGAAACCGACAAAAAAGGC
This is a messenger RNA of Vitrella brassicaformis, 1562 nucleotides long. The record is from the annotation of a GenBank genome assembly. NCBI's taxonomy places the organism in Eukaryota, Vitrellaceae.